AUGACAUCGCCCGGAGAUGCUGCUCCGGUCAAACCUCCGCCGUCCUUCUCCCCCGGCGUUGCGCGAGUCGCAUCUACUUCGCCAUCGCGAUACCCAGGGGAGCAGGAACCGCCGCAAUCCCUAGAUGCCGACCUCACAGAAACUCCCACGGCCACCUCUCCAGGUCCGCUCUCGUCCACGAUUGCCGACUUACCGCUACGGCCUGGCUCGACACACUCACGCUCUGGGAGAUCUUCAACCCCGCAAUUAGCAAGAUCAUCAGUCGGAUCGCCUUUAGAUGGACGUUUUGAUGGCUCCGAGGAUAUUAGGUCGUUAAUUAUCCGGUCAUUCUCGCCAACUGUCGCGGUCCAUGCAUCCGAGGACACCGAUGAUUUGGUCAGAAAUAAGGGGUUCAAAGGGGGAUUCUGGGAGUUGAUCCGGCCCUUUGGAGAAACAGUCCCCGGAAAGGUGGUCAUUCGGGACAGUAUUGGCUCAAGUCGCGCCUGGGAAGAUUAUGGAGUUCGCUUUGUCGAUUUCAAAGGGAUCGGCAGGGCCCCAACGGGCCGAGAAUCGGGAUCUCUGGCGCAGAUGGAGGAGGUGCUAUCAAAACAUCUGGAAUCAUCAGAAGGAUUGCUGGGGGCCUCAGUACGGACAAGGGACGUCCUGGGAUAUCCUGCGACAACGCCAUUAUGCAAGCUGUUCCUUCAACAACUGCUAUGUUCAGCCCCCGCAGCGCCUCACGAAACAUUUGGCCACCCAGUAGCCAAUGUUAUAGUAAUCAGCUCGCGCAAUCCAGCUCCUCUGGAGACACUGAGACAACUCUAUGCCGACACUACCACAGGCGACAAGCAUCCACCCGAGUGGGUCAACCAGGAGUACCUUCGAUAUUACGUUUUGGUUCAUGACGAGGAGCGAGAUGAUAUUGCGGAAUCCACGAAGCUUUAUGAUCAGAUGAAGCGGCACUUCGGGCUGCACUGCCAUCUUCUCAGACUGCGGAGCAGCCAAUGUGUGGUGACAGAUGAUGACAGCAUGCAAGUUCCCCAGUGUGAAUGGCUCUCCCCUUCAGAGCACCUUUCGGGGGCAGGAGAAGCAGGCAAGUAUCUCCACAAGGAGCUGGUAGUGCAAUCGGUGAUACCAUUUAUGGAAAACAAAGUGGCAGUGUGGAAUGACCAAGUUGCUUCCCGCAGGCGUGGCAUAAGCGGCAGGUUCAUGUCAAUGUCACGGCGAUGGGCCGGUUUUGGGUCAAGCUCACGUUCGAGCAUUGCGGGCUCAUCGGGAGGCAACAGCGGCAACUAUGAUGCGACCCAGCACUUUUACGGGCCGGACUCUCCAGAGGCUGUCUUGCGAAAGAUGGCUGAUUUUGCGUUCAUGCUUCGUGACUGGAAACUUUCUACGUCUACAUAUGAGAUGAUACGGGCCGACUUUGGCAAUGACAAGGCUUGGAAAUAUCAUGCAGGUGCCCACGAGAUGUGUGCUGUCAGCACGCUGUUAAACCCUCUGGCCACCUCAGCCAAAAUCAAGCUCGACGGUGUCGACCAAAUGUUCGAGACUGCUUGCUAUUCCUAUCUCACACGUUGUUCGGACGCACCACAUGCUCUGCGUUGUCUUUCCCUGGCGGUUGAGCUUCUCAAGUCUCGUGGCGGCUCUGCCACCGAGAGCGCCGCCAAAUGGGCCAUGCGGGUCAUGGACUUUGGCUUGGUUGGCUCGGUGGGUCAAAUCUUGUACACGGAACGGGUGGCAGCCUGUUAUGCCUGCAAAAUACCAGCAGGCGCAGCAAAAUGGGGUGGUCGACGGAGAAAGGCUGGGAUGUGGAGCAUCCUCGCGGCCGAUCAGUGGCUCAAAGCCGGCAAACCAACUCUGGCCUCAGCGUGCCUUGAAGAAGCUGAGCGUCUCUACGCAGAUGUGCUUUCGGCUGAUGGUGUCUUUCCGAUGCCUGAAAUGCAAAGCUUCAUUGAUAACCUGCGCCAUGCCGUGAGGGUUGAAUACCUUGAGGCCAGAGGGUUUGAUGCCCGAGAUGAACCAGCCGCCGCCGAAAAUGUGGGCGCCGAGGAGACUAGUGAAAAGCUCGACAAGCGCAAUCACCGGCGCUCUCUGAUCGGGCUUCCUAUGCAGCUGGAUGCUGGAACCCUUAACAUGACGCAGGGUCCUCGGGAUACUGAGGUCCCUCCUAGUGAUGAUUUCGAACGAGCUUAA
This is a messenger RNA of Penicillium salamii, 2172 nucleotides long. The record is from the annotation of a GenBank genome assembly. Lineage: Eukaryota; Fungi; Ascomycota; Eurotiomycetes; Eurotiales; Aspergillaceae.